Messenger RNA from Capsicum annuum, 2116 nucleotides. Its product is annotated as aarF domain-containing protein kinase 1. Gene Ontology annotation, biological process: protein phosphorylation. Lineage: Eukaryota; Viridiplantae; Streptophyta; Magnoliopsida; Solanales; Solanaceae. The coding region runs from base 164 to 1792 and encodes 542 amino acids. The record is from RefSeq and is a predicted model, not a curated record. Gene Ontology annotation, molecular function: protein kinase activity; ATP binding. The transcript has a single exon.
UUUACUUUGUAAAUAUUUUUAAAAGUAGUCUUGGAUAUACUUUUGCCGCUCCAAUUGGGAAGAUUAUGAAAAUGGAAUUAGUUCAUGAAAAUUUCUCCAUUUAAUUUCCAGAAAAUGGAAUAAAAACAGAAGAAUCUCGUAUUCCGGGUCGGGUCUCCCAACAAUGGUAACUCGGCAUCGGAUAUUCAACAAACACCUAAUCACUGCCGCCGUUACCGCCGCCGUCACUUUCCAAACCCUAAACCCUAACUCCACCAAUUCCCCUUUCAUCAACAGCAUAAUUCGCUCCACCCGAGCUCUCACCACGAUCAUUUCAACAAUCAUCGACUACAAGUAUACAUUAUCAUGCUUCAAUCUCAGUACAGACGAGUAUCGGCUCGCGCUCACCGAGCUGCACCUACGCUCCGCAAAGCGGAUACUAAAAAUGUGUGAGGCAAAUAAAGGUAUUUACAUUAAAGCUGGACAGUUUGUGUCAGGUGUUAAGCAAGUACCAAAAGAAUAUUCAACGCUAUUGUCGUCAUUACAGGAUCAGUCUGUUCCUUAUAAAUUCGAAGUGAUUGAACAUGUGAUGAAUAAUAAUUUUGGUCCAAAUUCUUUAUCGGAGGUGUUUUUAUCUUUCGAUGAGGAACCGAUUGCUGCCGCAUCUAUUGCUCAGGUACAUCGUGCUGUUUUGAGGAACGAUCAGGAUGUAGCGGUGGAGGUGGCGGUGAAGGUGCAGUAUCCUGGAUUGAAAUUUCAAAUGAAGUUUGAUGUGUUGACAAUGUCUUUGUUAUCGAAAUUUGUUGGAUGGAGUUUCCCUGGAUACAGGUUUCAAUGGAUUGUAUCGGAAUUUGAAAAAUCUAUUGCUUCUGAGCUUGAUUUUAUUGUAGAGGGUAAGAAUUUGGAGAGGAUUAGGGAAAAUUUUAAGGAUAAUUCGAUGGUUAAGGUUCCGAAUGUGUUUUGGGAUUUUACGACUAGGCAGGUUCUAACGAUGGAGUUUUGUGGAGGUCGUAAAGUAGAUGACUUGGAUUUUAUGAAGCAAAGAGGAAUUAGUGAAGUUAAGGUUGCGAAAACUUUGGCGGAAGUUGUUGCAGAAAUGAUUUUUGUUCAUGGUUUUGUACACGGGGACUUGCAUCCUGGUAAUAUAUUGGUCUCUCCCGAAAGGAAGAAUGGAUUUUGUUUGGUGUUGUUGGAUUUUGGGGUUUGUAAACAAUUGGACGAGGAUUUCAGAUUGAAGUAUUGCGAGCUUUGGGAAGCGUUGGUAGUUAUGGACUCGAACAAAAUUCAGGAGAUUGGAGAAUAUUUUGGUGUUGGAAGGUAUUCGAGGUAUUUUCCUGUCAUAUUUACAGGAAGAACUAUUGACAGUAAAUCGUCAAUUGGGAGAGGAAUGUCUGUUGAAGAAAAGAAGAACUUGAAGCAGGAAUUGAAGUCUCUUAAAAUGGAUGACAUAUCUUCCUUCAUGGAAUCUCUGCCUACCGAUUUUCUCACAGUAUUGCGGACCGAUGGACUCCUAAGAUCUCUGAUCAGCAAGUUUGGUGCUCCCGUGACUGUUCGGUUACUAGCAUAUGCUGAAUAUGCAUUGUAUGGACUUUCAUUGAAGGCUGACUCAAUAUCUGAUUCUGCCUUAGGAGUCAUGCUCUUUAGAUUCAAGAUUGGCCUCCGAUAUGUCCAAGUAAGACUCCUGUUUGGGAUACUGGGGCUUGUUUCAUGGCUUGAAAGCAUCAAGCACACGUCAACUAGGAGGCUUAAAGAUUUACUCGCUUCUGCGGGUUAUGUGGUAAGGAACUUGUACCGUCCUUUAUUGAUCGCAUAAUUUAGUCGCCAGUUGUAGACUUGUAGUAGUGAAGAAACUGUCUCAUUUACAUUCAUUCACUUCUUAAGAAGCUUUCUUCGAAAAAAUGUACGUCUCCAAGUGGUAAACUAUAGGGAGGAAAGUUGUUUCUACAAAUUCCAUCCGAUCAUCUGCAAGUGUUCUGUCAUGUGUAGUCUAAAAAUAGACGAAAACCUGUAAAGUUAAUUGCAAUUUCAUAGUAGAUCCUUCUUCUCCUUCACAAACUAUUGGAUCUCAUUGGCAUCCGUGUUCUAAUAUCUGCCAGCACAAUAUGGAUUGCCUUUUAUGAAAAAUCCAACAUCCCUA